ACUAAGAGUGCUGCACCACCGCUGCUUAGCGGAAAACAGACGUUUCGAACACGAACUGGCACACCGGUGCACAUGGACUUACUCCGCAGGCAGGGGUUUAUCAAUAUAUACACUUCUGCGUGGAUGGAUUUCACCGAUCAGCAUCAUAAUAUCAGAUAUAAUUUAAAUUUGCUAUUGCUCCUCCGGAGGUGAGCCAGGUUGCAGUGACAUGGUAAUAUUUUUUGAAUGGUACUGGAAAGCCGUGGACCAGAAGAGCAGCAGUGGUUUGCCAAUGACUGGCGAAGACACUGGUUUGGGGGCUUUGGCCUCACCACUGGUGGGGUAUUUGGGAAAAGUUCAGGAAAGAGCUGCUUCACUAGAUUAUUGUCCCUGGUGUACUUCCAAGGGCUUGACCUAUGCUCUGCGCUCUUACCGCAUCAAUCUCCAGGAGUCAGUCACACUCUGCACUAACCCACAGUGCCUUUUCCCUCUGGUCAGCCGGUCCUUGGAGGAUGUUUUGGCUAGCUUGGAUCCUGUGCAGCCCACUACCGGGAACAAAAGAAAGAAUGCCUUGGCACUGGAAAAGGAAGAGUUGAUUAGCCCCGUACACAAACGCCCGCGAUCGAGUGACAGUCUUGAGCCACAGAGCAUUACGGACGCACUUAUCAGCCCAGCAGAGCAUGGUGCUGUACACGUUGUCAGUAAUGGCCAUCAUGCAGCAUCCAAGACAGAAGAGGGUAAGGUGAAUGGAUACAGGGAUUCUCCAUUUACAGAGACAGCAGGAAGGGAGUCACUACAAUAUGAGGAUGAUGUUCUGAUCAAGGAACCAGAGAAUGCAGCUUGUGCAGAUGGUCUUUCGAUCUCUCCUCACCGUGGAGCUCCUGGUGCCUCAGAGGCAGAGGAUGACUUUAGGCAAGUGAAGAGUCCUCAUGAAGUGCUGAACAGAUGCUGCAGUCAGGACUCCAAUCAGUCCUUUUUCACAAGAGAGGACAUUUAUUCAACUGGAAUCAAUACUUCAUUGCCUUUGCACAAUGAGCAGAAGGCAAGGACAGAACAGAAAUCACCGACCGCAUGUAAAGACAUAGAAGGCUUUAAGUCAGAAAUGGAGAGUUUGUCCUCUGCCGUGCUGACGAAGUCAGAGGAGCUUGUAUCAGCUCCAAAUCGGCCUUUCUGGAUGAACAGCGACAACCUGUGUUGGCUGGACUCACUGCUUGUCGCUUUGGUAAACUGUAAGACCUUGAGAAAGCGUAAACCUAAAGAUGAGCCUCAGCAGGCAUCGGUCUGGCAGCUGAUGAGAGGAUACGAAGACGUUUGUGCUUCCAUCCAAGUCCAUCAACAGACUGGCAGGGAUGGCACUGUGUGGGUGCCAAAACACGUGAUGCAAAAGGCCAAUGCAGACCUACAGUGUCUCAGGAUGGCAGUCUUCAAACUACUGCAGCCCAAGCUGCAUUGCACACUGGGUAAGAGGGAAACUCCCGUGUUUGCUAUGCCGCUUCUGCUAGAGAUGGACUCGUGGGUGGAGCCUCUCUUCCAAUCAGCCUUUCACUGGGAGUUCAAGUGCAGUAAAUGCAAAACCACCACGAAAGAAAGGGUUAUGAAAACUCUCCCCACCUUCACAAAUGUUUUGCCUGAUUGGAGCCCACUUGAUGCAGUCCACUUGGCCCCGUGCAACGUGUGCUGCCAGAAAAAUCAGAGGAGGACUCUGAUGCUGGAGAGCGUGCCUCCAGUGUUUGCGCUGCACUUUGUAGAGGGACUUCCUGACAACGAUGUCAGAACAUACAGCUUCACCUUCAAGGAGAAAAGCUACUCCGUCACCACUGUCAUACAGUACAGCCAUCAACUUAAGCACUUUGUCACCUGGAUUUGUAAUCCUGAUGGAUCAUGGCUGGAAUAUGACGACUUGAAACAACCGGAGUGUAAGAACCAUCAAAAGCUCCCGGUCCCUGCUCAGGAGAUGCACGUUGUUUUCUGGGAGUUCAAGGAGGAUAAAGAGCCUCGAGUCUGCUCUCCCUCCAGCACAUUUGCUGAAUCUCCCCCGUCGAAAAAAGAGAUGAACCCCAGUCAAGGUGUCACAGACUUAACAGCAGAGGAACUGUUGGCUUGCACUCCCGAUCAGUCUCUUCUGGUGUCUCACAACGACACCGACAUCGUCUGUGCACUCUCUGUACCUGAAGGCGUCGGCAACAUCAUGGACACCACAGUUGUGGCCGACGUUGAUACAUCGAUCGGUUCCACGACGCUGCUCGACACCUUCGAGGGCCUUUCCCAUAAUGACAUCAUUACACUCACACUGGUGGAGUUAAACGUUGAUUCAGAGAUGCAGCCUUUAAAUGACGAGGAAGAAACUGAGGAUUUGAGUGUUCCCGCCAGGACUGAAACUCUUGACUCCACACCGGAUAGCUCCUCCGCUGCGAUCGACAGUGAAAUGUCCCACGGCCCUGGCGUUGAGCUUACCGCCUCUACUUCAUCUGAUUCGGCGGAUGGCUUGUCUAGUGAUCCUACAUUUGUGCCUGAAGCUAGGAGAGGACGAGGUAGAGGACGAGGUCGAGGUCGAGGUCGGGGCAAAACAGGAAGCAGGCAAAUGGUUAAAAAGGUAGCCGCGCCAAAAGCAGCACCGCUUAUUUCACCAGCUGCAUCUUUAGAACCCCUCAAAGUAAUCAGUAGCAAACCUGAGACUCCUGCUGCUGCUGCUGCUACUGCUGCUGCUACUACUGCUCAGGAUGAGACACCACCUGCACAACAAUUGUCCCCUGUGUCCUCUUCAGAUACCUCACUCCUGUCCACUGGUCAGAAAAGUCCACCAAUGGCACCUCAGAACGCCCGCUGGUCCUUCCUGCUCAGCAAACACCCGCUCAACCAAGUUCACAGGACGAUUACUAAAUCUGCCCCCAUCCACACACCCACCUCAGUCUCACGAGUAAAGCCCUCUCCUCUCACUCAGUCUACGCCCAACCCUGUGAGAAGACAGCAGACCCCCGUCUUCUUUCCCAAACCACCACUUAGGACAGAAGAAAGCGAGGGUCUCCCGCUGAAAGCUGCGGAGAUGUACGGUGGAUUCGGCGAAAAGAGCUCAAACACCCGAAGUCCGCUCCCAUCUACUCCCGUUCUCAACGGCAAAUCCAAGCUGGUUCAAUCCAUAACUUCUAACCACCAGAAACCCAUGAAGAACACUACAGUGCUGUCCGGUACGUCGCCUCUUUCGCCCGGAGCAAAGCGGCUUCCUGAAAUAUCCCACUCGAAGAAACAAAGCGGCCAGUCCACGAAGCUUCCUCCGGGUCUAAGCGACACAGAAGCCCUCCGGUACAAGCUGAUAAAGAAACUGAAGUCAAAGAAAAAGAAGCUGGCUAAGCUGAACGAAAUGCUUGCUCAAGGGGGCGCCGGCCUCCGACCCGACAGCACCUCCAGCACCUACGAAGGCUCCAUCUGCGACGACUUCCUCUCAGACCUGCUCUCACCAGCAACGACCGCAAGCAACCUCUCACCGGACAGCACCGGCUUCCUCGAGAUGCUCGCCAACGGGCAAGAUGGAGCCGACCAGGCGGUGGACUGUGGGGUCAAUGCUGUCGGUGCAGCUUCCCAGGAGAACGCACCCAACAAUGACAACUUCCUGGAGGAGUUUCUCUCGCAGGCUGUGGAUCAGAGACCGACUGACAUGGAGACCGAGGCUCUCAGUGCUCUUGAGCUUUUCGUUUGAGCUAUGGGGGGGUGGGUGUCUGGUCUGCGAGCUCCGAGCACAGAUAACAUCAACCAUUACUUGGUGUCUGGGGGAAAAUGUAGCUAA
This is a messenger RNA of Anoplopoma fimbria (sablefish), 3760 nucleotides long. It is a transcript of the gene uspl1, whose product is annotated as ubiquitin specific peptidase like 1. Gene Ontology annotation, cellular component: Cajal body. The record is from RefSeq and is a predicted model, not a curated record. NCBI's taxonomy places the organism in Eukaryota, Metazoa, Chordata, Actinopteri, Perciformes, Anoplopomatidae. Gene Ontology annotation, molecular function: SUMO binding. Gene Ontology annotation, biological process: Cajal body organization; protein desumoylation.